Molecule: messenger RNA, 4278 nt
Organism: Saimiri boliviensis boliviensis (Bolivian squirrel monkey)
Lineage: Eukaryota; Metazoa; Chordata; Mammalia; Primates; Cebidae
Gene: SCAF4
Product: SR-related CTD associated factor 4
Biological process (GO): negative regulation of termination of RNA polymerase II transcription, poly(A)-coupled
Cellular component (GO): nucleus
Molecular function (GO): RNA binding; RNA polymerase II C-terminal domain phosphoserine binding
Source: RefSeq, a predicted model, not a curated record
GCGGAGCGGACGUCGGGCACAGGAAGCGCCGGGAGGCCCGAGCUGUCCCAGGGUGCCCUGCGCGGCGUGGACUCGGGCCGCUGCCGCCAUCCCGCUGGCGAGAGGGAGAGACAGGCCCGCCCGUUCGCCGGCCGGGCCAGUGCGUGAGGGCGCGGGGGGUCGUGUCAGCGAGACGCAGAGCGCAGCCGCCACCGCCAAACGGACAUGUUGAAGCCCAGCGCCGCCGCCGCCUCCUUUUCCUCAUCCUGCGAACGGGACUGAGAGGGGGCCCGCCACCUCUCCGCCUCUGCCUCGGCCUCCCGCCUCGCCGCUUCGGCCGCAGCCUCUUCCUGCCCGGGCCUCGGGCUCCGCCGCGCGUCGCCUCCCACCGCCACCAGGCCCGGCCGGUUUCCCGGCCUCGCUCCGCCGCGGCGCGAGGUCUAUGUGACCGGCGGGCCCGGAGCAGCCGCCGCCGCCGCAGCGCGAACAUGGACGCCGUCAACGCCUUCAACCAGGAGCUCUUUUCACUUAUGGAUAUGAAACCUCCCAUCUCUAGAGCCAAGAUGAUUCUCAUCACUAAAGCUGCUAUUAAAGCUAUUAAGCUUUAUAAGCAUGUAGUUCAAAUAGUAGAAAAGUUCAUCAAAAAGUGUAAACCAGAAUACAAGGUUCCGGGAUUAUAUGUAAUUGACUCAAUUGUGCGACAGUCUCGUCAUCAGUUUGGAACUGAUAAAGAUGUUUUUGGGCCAAGAUUCUCUAAAAACAUAACUGCCACAUUCCAAUAUUUAUAUCUUUGUCCAUCCGAAGAUAAGAGUAAAAUAGUUCGUGUGCUGAACCUUUGGCAAAAAAAUGGAGUGUUCAAAAUUGAAAUCAUUCAACCUCUUUUGGACAUGGCAGCAGGAACCAGUAAUGCGGCCCCAGUAGCAGAAAAUGUUACCAAUAAUGAAGGAUCACCUCCACCUCCAGUAAAAGUUUCUUCUGAACCACCCCAACAAGCCACUCCAAACUCUGUCCCAACUGUACCACAGUUGCCCAGCUCUGAUGCGUUUGCUGCUGUGGCUCAGCUGUUUCAGACAACUCAAGGCCAACAGCUUCAGCAGAUCCUUCAGACUUUUCAGCAGCCUCCAAAACCACAGUCUCCUGCCCUUGACAAUGCUGUGAUGGCUCAGGUUCAGGCUAUUACAGCUCAGUUAAAGACAACUCCUACACAACCAUCUGAACAAAAAGCUGCUUUCCCCCCACCUGAACAGAAAACUGCAUUUGACAAGAAGUUGCUUGAUAGAUUUGACUACGAUGAUGAGCCAGAAGCUGUGGAAGAAUCAAAGAAAGAGGAUACCACUGCCGUCACCACGACAGCACCUGCUGCUACUGUGCCCCCUGCUCCUACCGCCACUGUGCCUGCUGCUGCUGCACCCACUGCUGCCUCUCCUCCUCCUCCACAGGCACCAUUUGGCUUUCCUGGAGAUGGCAUGCAGCAGCCAGCAUACACACAGCAUCAAAAUAUGGAUCAGUUUCAGCCACGAAUGAUGGGAAUACAACAGGAUCCCAUGCACCAUCAGGUUCCACUUCCUCCUAAUGGACAAAUGCCAGGAUUUGGACUUCUUCCCACACCUCCAUUUCCUCCCAUGGCUCAGCCUGUGAUUCCUCCAACUCCACCAGUGCAGCAACCUUUCCAAGCUUCUUUUCAGGCACAAAAUGAACCACUUACACAGAAGCCACAUCAGCAGGAAAUGGAAGUAGAACAACCUUGUAUUCAAGAGGUUAAGCGACAUAUGUCUGAUAAUAGAAAGUCAAGAUCUAGGUCAGCAUCCAGGUCACCAAAAAGGAGGCGAUCUAGAUCUGGUUCUAGAUCUCGAAGGUCUCGUCAUCGACGUUCUCGGUCUCGGUCCAGGGAUAGACGCCGACAUUCUCCCCGAUCUCGAUCCCAAGAAAGACGGGAUCGAGAAAAAGAGAGAGAACGUCGACAAAAAGGCCUCCCUCAAGUCAAACCAGAAACUGCAAGUGUUUGCAGUACUACACUCUGGGUGGGGCAACUGGACAAAAGAACUACUCAGCAGGAUGUUGCCAGUCUCUUGGAAGAGUUUGGUCCAAUUGAAUCAAUUAACAUGAUUCCUCCCAGGGGUUGUGCCUAUAUUGUUAUGGUUCAUAGGCAAGAUGCCUAUCGUGCCCUGCAGAAGCUGAGCCGAGGAAACUAUAAAGUGAACCAGAAAUCCAUAAAGAUUGCCUGGGCCUUAAACAAAGGAAUAAAGGCAGAUUAUAAGCAGUAUUGGGAUGUCGAACUUGGUGUUACUUAUAUUCCAUGGGACAAAGUCAAGCCUGAGGAACUGGAGAGUUUUUGUGAAGGAGGAAUGUUGGACAGUGACACACUUAACCCAGAUUGGAAAGGAAUUCCUAAGAAGCCUGAAAAUGAAGUUGCUCAAAAUGGAGGUGCUGAAACCUCACACACAGAACCAGUAUCACCCAUACCUAAACCAUUACCCGUGCCUGUCCCUCCUAUUCCUGUUCCUGCACCUAUAACAGUGCCACCUCCACAGGUCCCACCACAUCAACCGGGUCCACCUGUAGUUGGUGCUCUCCAACCACCUGCUUUCACACCUCCUCUGGGAAUUCCACCUCCAGGCUUUGGUCCUGGUGUUCCUCCUCCCCCUCCUCCUCCACCGUUUUUGCGCCCAGGAUUCAACCCAAUGCAUUUACCACCAGGUUUUCUUCCUCCUGGACCCCCACCUCCUAUAACUCCACCAGUAUCCAUUCCUCCUCCUCACACUCCACCAAUAAGCAUCCCAAACUCUACUAUCGCUGGUAUAAAUGAAGACACUACAAAAGACUUAUCUAUUGGAAAUCCCAUUCCAACAGUGGUGUCUGGGGCUAGAGGAAACGCCGAGUCUGGUGACAGUGUGAAAAUGUAUGGCUCUGCUGUGCCACCUGCUGCACCUACGAAUCUGCCUACCCCUCCUGUAACCCAGCCUGUUUCACUUCUUGGCACUCAAGGAGUUGCCCCGGGUCCUGUAAUCGGACUCCAGGCACCAUCUACUGGUCUUCUUGGCGCCCGGCCCGGCCUCAUCCCGCUCCAGCGCCCUCCGGGAAUGCCUCCACCUCACUUACAGCGGUUCCCUCUGAUGCCGCCCCGUCCCCUGCCGCCGCACAUGAUGCACAGAGGCCCACCGCCAGGACCAGCGGGCUUUGCGAUGCCUCCGCCUCACGGAAUGAAAGGUCCCUUCCCACCGCAUGGCCCCUUUGUUAGGCCUGGUGGAAUGCCAGGGCUCGGGGGCCCAGGGCCAGGCCCAGGGGGCCCUGAAGACAGAGACGGAAGGCAACAACCGCCGCAACAGCAACAGCAACCACAGCCGCAGCCGCCCCAGCAACAGCAGCAACAGCAGCAGCAGCAGCCGCCACCAUCACAACAGCCUCCACCAUCACAGCAGCCGCCGCAGCAGUUUAGAAAUGAUAACAGGCAGCAAUUCAAUUCAGGUAGAGACCAAGAAAGGUUUGGAAGAAGAUCUUUCGGAAAUCGGGUGGAAAAUGACCGGGAACGGUAUGGGAACCGUAAUGAUGAUAGAGAUAAUAGUAACCGUGACAGGAGAGAGUGGGGAAGGAGGAGCCCUGACCGGGACAGGCACAGAGACUUGGAAGACAGAAAUAGACGCUCUAGUGGGCAUCGAGACAGAGAGAGAGAUUCUAGAGAUAGAGAGUCUCGUAGAGAGAAGGAAGAGACCCGAGGAAAGGAAAAGCCUGAGGUAACAGACAGGUCAGGUGGUAACAAAACCAUUGAACCUCCCAUUAGCCAAGUGGGAAAUGUAGACACUGCUUCAGAACUGGAGAAAGGGGAGUCUGAGGCCGCAGUCCUAAAGCCUUCUGAAGAGUUACCUGCUGAGGCUACCUCAUCCGUUGAACCCGAAAAGGAUUCUGGCUCAGCAGCAGAGGCUCCUCGUUAGAGACUGGAAUUUGUGAAAAUGUGACAGUGACACUUCCUGGAGUGUAGAGCUUGAGGUGUACAGAUGCUGUAUUAUAUCUGCUCCCGCUGUACUGCAGCCCCGCGCCAGCUGGUGGGGAUCUGUAAGCAAUUUGAUUGCUUCCCUUCUAUUUAAAAAUAGCCACAAAAUAACAAAAAAUACUGAAAAUAUGAAUAAAUAUUACCCUUUUUGCUGUAACUUUUUAAAAGUUUUGACUUUAAAAAGUUUACAAAUCGUAAUUAGAAGUGCUCUCUAUUUUUUUUUUUUUUUUUUUUUAAUUUAAGACAAGGUAACGGUGAAAGCUCCUCAAAACAAUAGGGAUGUUUUUAAUAAACUCUAUUUUCGUAACAAA